GGCGCAUCGGCUCUCUCGCCGGCUUUGAUGUUAGCCGCCCUGCGUUCGAGCGAUGAACUGUUCCAGCGCAACUCGUUACUGCGAAAUCACAGUUUCGUAAGACUUCACUCGUCACCUCAGUGCUCCUCUUUCUCCACUGAACCACCCCAAAAGAAGCCCAAAAUCCCCAUGCAGGAAUCCGUCAAUGGAGAUGCCAUUUGCUUGAAUGACCGUGAAAACAGUGAAGAACUGAAGCAGGACAGUGAAGAUUUUUCGGUAUUGGAAGAAACAACAACGGCAACAACAGCAACGACAACAGCAACAACCACCAGAUCUCGUAUUUGGGAAUUUAUUUCAAGUUUUCUAGGAACUCUCGGGAACAGCAAGUGA
Messenger RNA from Gongylonema pulchrum, 369 nucleotides. The record is from the annotation of a GenBank genome assembly. NCBI's taxonomy places the organism in Eukaryota, Metazoa, Nematoda, Chromadorea, Rhabditida, Gongylonematidae.